This is a messenger RNA of Grus americana (Whooping crane), 5552 nucleotides long. RefSeq names its product iron-sulfur cluster assembly 2 (gene ISCA2). Gene Ontology annotation, molecular function: iron ion binding; 4 iron, 4 sulfur cluster binding; 2 iron, 2 sulfur cluster binding. Gene Ontology annotation, biological process: iron-sulfur cluster assembly. The record is from RefSeq and is a predicted model, not a curated record. The transcript is spliced from 4 exons. Bases 18 to 533 code for a protein of 171 amino acids. Gene Ontology annotation, cellular component: mitochondrion. Lineage: Eukaryota; Metazoa; Chordata; Aves; Gruiformes; Gruidae.
CGGGCGUGAGGGGGAGCAUGGCGGCGCCGGGGGCACUGGGGCGCUGGUGGAGGUUGGCGCUGGGAGUCCGGACGAGCUGGUGUCCCGCUCUGCUGUGCCGAGCACGAACGCUGCCGAGGCCCCCGCCGGGUCCUGCCUGUGCAGUUGGUCGCCCGCUGCGGUGGGCAUCGUCCUCCCAGCCGGGCCCGACGGAGAGCGACCCCAGCGAGGGACAGGUCUUCCUCAGCGAGAGCUGCGUGAAGAGGCUGCUGGAGAUCACAGAAGGCUCAGAGUUUCUCAGGCUGCAGGUGGAAGGAGGUGGCUGCUCUGGAUUCCAGUACAAGUUUUCCUUGGACACAGUUAUCAAUCCUGAUGACAGGGUGUUUGAACAAGGUGGUGCCCGUGUGGUCGUGGAUGUGGACAGCCUGGCCUUUGUGAAAGGUUCCAUGGUGGACUUCAGCCAGGAGCUGAUUCGCAGCUCUUUCCAGGUGGUGAGCAACCCCCAGGCAGAGAAGGGUUGCUCAUGUGGGACUUCCUUCUCUGUCAAAUUCUGAUUGGACUUCCUAUGGAUGGACACUGUCUGCAGACACUUCCUAGCAGUCUUCAGAGGGGUUUUGCUUGUUCUUUUCCUAGCUGCUCCCUCUCAUAUCCCUUGCCCUGUAACACAGCUGUUACACAUGACUCCACUGAGCCUAUCUCCAAGACUUGUUGGCCUUCCGUUCAAAAACAUGAAGUAGCCCUGAGCACGCACACGGGAGCAUCGGCAGCGCCUUGUGAACCCCCGGCCGGGUGGGGUUGACUUGCCUAGCUUGUCCUGAAUGUGGAACCACUUAAUCGCUUGUCUCUGCAAGAGAUGGCUGUAUAUAUGUGUGUGUUUAUUUAAAGUUCUUACUAAAAAAAAGUCUUUGAGAUUGAUUGGUAUUGCUCAUGCAUUCCCACAUGGGUAGAAUCUGGGUUCUUUCAGGCUACUAUUGCUUAUCGCUUGUCUUCCAGCUGAAUGGGACUCGGGGUCUCUCUCCUGUACAUCUCCCAGCGUUGCUGGCUCUCCACUCCCGAACUCACAGUGGGCUUUUCCAGAUACUUCACUGUCCUGUUACCCAGCAGGCUUCUCUCAGUCCCUGGAACCUACAGUGGUUUUGCUGUCAGUGCCUGGGAUGAAAGUUUUUACUUGUUCAGAGUAAGUGAAGCUAAAAAAUUGAGGUAGGAAGAAUUAAUAGCUUAUUUCUUUUGUUUGGGGAAAAAAAAAAAAAGCUUGUAUAUAUAUAAACAUAAAAUACACAGUCCUCCAUCCCCCAGUGCUAUUCUAGGCCAUUCCUAAAUCUGACAUGGAAUUUUAGGUCGUGCAACCUCUCGGGUUUCAUAGUGUGUCUGCUGCCUUCCCUUGCCAGCAGGAAGGGAAGUUCAGGUGACACAGGCAGAGGAGGAUCUGGAGUAGUACUUAAAGGUCCUCAAGUCCUUUUGACUUACUUGUCUGAGAAUCUUUUACAAAACUUGCUUCACCAUUUAAUCUCUAACUUGUGCCUGGUUUGAUGAAAGAAUAAAAUAGCUCCUCUCCUUUCUGAAAUUCUCAUGGAAUGGGAAAUCUAGAAGUUUCCAGAAUAACAUCCUUUUGAAUAGUUGUUUUCUGUAGUUUUUUAUCUGCCACUAGAUGUCUUUUAAAUCAAAGUGAUUCAUCUGCUUCUGGGUGAAAGGAGAGAUGGUGAAGCUAUCUUUGUUCCCUCUCUUGUGUUUUAUCUGAUCAUAACCAAAUUGUCUAAGACUUGAGUCUCACGUGAGCGUGGGUGUGCUGCAUGACUUUGGUCUCAGGGAAAUUGCUUAUGGCAAACAAUGAGCUUUUUAAGACUCCUGCCACAGGCAUUUUUGUUGUUAAGCUUCCCAAAUGCCUUUCUAAACUAAUCAGCAGUGCAUAUGUACAGCACUCAUUUGCCUAUUGAUUUCUAGCACUCAGAGAACUGAUAGCCAGCUAGUUCCAGUUUCAUCUGUAGCUGUUACAGGAGUUCAUACGUGGUCUGCUCUGACGUUGUCACGUGGGGAAUAUGGAUGGGACUUGGAGGAGCAGCUCUUUUGGUUUAGCCCUUUCCAUUUCUGUUUCCUGCAAUCAACAGGUUCUACCUAGUUAUGUUGCUGUCGGAGGGAGCUGGAUGUAGCACUGUCCCAUUUUGUAAAAGGAAGUAAAAGGAUGUGAUUAAAAGACUUGUCUAAACCCCUGCAGGAUGUUUUGGCCCCACCCUUACGCUUCCGGGUCUUGAAUGUGAUGUCAGCCAGAACUGCCUUUGAAAAGUGUAAGACCUAAAAGCUUGUGUAGGUAGAAGACAUUAGAUAAACUCGAUUUCUUUCAGCUGGGAUAACUAAACAAUGAAAGUUGGCAGGAGGAAUUGCUUUCUCAACCAGGAAGUACAGAUCUGUUCUUGGUCACACAGUCUGACCUUGGUCAAGUCCCUUUUAGGAUCUUUAAUGGGAAAUAAAAGUGCAGCAGUAGUGUUGGGGAGGUAGCAAACCAGCAGCUGCCAAGGCGUUUUUUCCCUAAACUAAAGCCUGCCUUCAUCCCCUGUAAGCGUGCAGCCUUCAUCUUGGAUUACUGUUGUUACUAAAUGUAAAUGUGCCAUGUCUGUUCAACCUAGCCAGGUUCCACCUGCCUUCACUGCCUGCACUGGUGAAGUAAACCAAGUGAGUGCUGUCCAUGUGGAGUGCCACCCUUUUCAGAUAAUUUGCCUCCUCGUUCCCAGGGACUGUACAGUGGAUGAGCCUUUGGGUUUCCACCAGCGUCACCGGUGGUGUUGCUGGGCUCAUGGGGGAACCUCGCAUGUGUAGCUUGCUCUGCCUGGCAGUACUGCUCUAACUGCACUAGAUGGACCCCUUACUCCUUGGGAAUCGCUUCUCUGGACAUGUAUGGGCAUUUUGACUUCUGAUGGGGUGAGGUUGGAUCUGCUCUGUGCAGGACCUAGGCAAGAGCAAAAGUUUCUUUGCAGCUGCCUGUUUUGGAGUCGGGCUGGAGCCGAGUUCAUCUGGUAUUGCAGCAGUGUGGGCUCUAGAUCAGAGAAACUGCUGGGGGCUGGAGAGGUUUCAGCUGUACGACAUUGCUCUUGGCCUCCUAGUCCCAUUUUCCAGGAGCGGCUAUAGUCUAUUGGCCAAAGCUACUAAUCCUCCAGUUCCCAAUAGGGAACGGGUGCAAAGGGCUGCCUCUCACCUCCAGAGUCCUCCUCACUCUUAAACAAGUCUGUCAGUACAUCAGAAAUUGAAAACUUCUGUCCAUGUCUAGGAAGUCAGCAAAGAGGGUCAUGUUAGCAGAGGGCAGCAAAGGUGACCUUGGUGAAUUUUGGCUGUGUAGGCAGAAAAGGCUAGAUCCUGGCUCCUAUGGAAGAAAAAACCCAACCUGUCAAGGUUUGUACACUGAAUAGCCUUAGGGGGCGAAGAUGGCACCAUGCAGUAGGCUGUGGGGCAAGACCAGCGGUGGCAAGAGACAGGUGCAGAGGAUUAGAUGGGGGAUUUGGUUCUGCCUGGGCUGUGAGGGACUGCCAAGGCAUGCCUGUGAGAUGCCCACAGUGUGGGGAUAGAUGGGAGCCCUUGUGCUGAACCACUGAGAAAAAGCAGGAGUACAGAGCUGGAGGUGCAGCCUUUGCUUCAUUGCAAAUGAGAAACUGCAGUGGAAAAUCUUUCUCUGCUCCCACAUGAAGAAGGAGGAUUCUCUCAGUUCACCCACCUGACAAGGAAUGAAUGAUCAAGAAAGAUAUUUAUGGAAACCUACAUUAAGAUGAAACUUCAAGGGAAAAGGGUGCAAUCAUCAGUGUCGCUGACGGGCGGGUAGAAGAGGAUGGAAUAGAAAUCCUCACUUUGGUGAGAGCUUGUUGGAGCUCUGCAGGGACUUGUUAGUAGAUGCCCAGCACAUCCUCAGUCUGUGACUGGCUCUGUUCUUCACAUUAGGUGUUUACCACCGCCUAUUAACCGUGGGUCCCCCUUCCAUGCUUCAAACCAGGCAGUGGUAGAAAAAUCGCAGAUUUUUGUUAUGCCCCUUUUCUUGUGGUUUAGGUAUAUGCAUGGGAAUGCCAUGCACACCUUGGUGGGCUUCUGCGUGGUAUUACUUGCUACAAAGAGCAUUUGGGGUUGAGUGUGAGUGGCUCCUAUAAGACCGAGGGACAGCCGAGGCAGGGAUGUUAGGGGAACAACUGGCCCUCUCACCCCAAAAUGUUCAUCUGCAAAAUUUUGCUGAACUUAGUCCUCUCCCUUGUGAAAUUCUAUGUUUGUACAGAGCUGUUGGGUGAGUCAGAAAGACAGCUAGGGGUGAAGAGCCAGUACCUCCCAGAUGACACCCACUGGGGUUUCUGCUGCCCCCACACAGCAGUAUAAUUUCCUGCCUUCUUGGCUUGCCUGAAUCCAGCACCUGGGGGAGGAAUUGCUGAACGGUGGAGGAGGCAAUAACAGGAAGGCAGGAGUGCGUGAAAGAAGGCUUCUCUUAUCUGUGUCCCACACUGUGAAGGCAACUGCUUUUAUAUCAAAACUGUCUUCAGCCUCGCAAGCAUUUUGAACAUCCACUGGCAGCUGGAAAUAAAAAACAGAGUGGUAUAAACCCCACAAUUCACACCCUUAGCUGGGACCGGCCAGAGGAGUUUACUGAAUUUGGAGCAAGCAUGCUAUAUUUCCAGGAUGAGCUGCUACAGCACAUGCUUGAGGAUGGGACCACAUGCUCUCUCCAGUAGCAAACACAGCAGUUGGGUUCAUUAGCAAAGGGUGUGACAGGAUGCACACUAGCUGAAGCGCUCACCCAGCAUUCACCAUGCUCCUCCAGAAUGGGCUGUACCUGCCAGAAAGGGAUAACCUCGCGUAAUGGUGUGUUUGAUAGGACUGGCAGCCAGCCUGGUAAAAGAACCACAAUUCAAGGAGACAGAGCUUUGGCGAGAAUAAACUGCAGCCGCCUGUAGUGUAUCAAACUCUUCCAUUCGGGUAAUCUUUUUAUUGUUUGGUGGUUUGUUUUUUAAAGAGGAUGAAUCCUUGAACCAAACACUGUUAGGGGCUAGGUAUAGGAUUAAUGGUGCAGUUUGGGUCUUGCUGGGUUCUGAGCAAUAUGUUUGCUCAGCAUGGUUUCCAGGAUUAGGCUGCAACUGAAACAGCUCAGUAGAUCAUGGACUUGGGGUGGGUUUAGCAUCCAGCCAUGGACAGAAAUGGAGCUGUUCAUGACAGCAAGAUGGACCAUUACUCCAAGGCUAUGAUUCCUCACCCUGUGGGGAGCAGUUUGUGCACAGUGCUUCCUGCCUCUGGCCUUCCCAGCACUUGUAAGGCUCUUAAUAUUUCCUGCUUGAGCAAUAAGAGUUUAUGGCCCUAGUCUUUGUGGUUGAUUAGAGCCCAAGUUUGUGCCCUUGUUUUAAUCAGUGCUCAUUUACCUUUGGCAUCCUUCAGAGGAACUGAAUGGUAUGUCUUUCAGUUGCCAUGGAAACAGUGAGACUAAAUGCACAUUUCCAUGGCAACCUGCCAUUAUCUUCAGCUCUAUCUGUGGGUCUCAUUUUCUGACCAUGGGGGUGGGGUGGUAAGAAUGGAACUUCAUCUCUUAAAAAAAUAAAAUAAAAAAGAAAAGAUGCUAC